Rhizophagus irregularis DAOM 181602=DAOM 197198 is the source of this 1236-nucleotide messenger RNA. Lineage: Eukaryota; Fungi; Glomeromycota; Glomeromycetes; Glomerales; Glomeraceae. The record is from RefSeq and is a predicted model, not a curated record.
AUGGAAUCUGCAACUUCAAGACCACCAAGGAAAGGUAAGCUUCUAACAAAGACUCCUUGCCCCAUUCACCGACUUGGAGAUACAACUGAAGAGAUUAGACAUGUAGACUACGAACUUGUGGAUGGAAAUUUCGUAAGACACUACAUACACGAUGAUAUUAACCCAAUAGGAGUUUCAUGUUUUACACCUUUGGGCGAACCCCCUCAUAAAAAUCCUAUUAGUGAUCAAAUUGACUGCUACUUUCUUCCCAAGGAUACUCUCCUACCUCAAGGAUUAGCUAUUAUUUUCACCCACAAGACUAGACUUCGAUUUCCUACGUGUUGUCAAAAAGGAUGGCACUUUUGUAUAGUACCAACGAUGCAAAUGACAUUAGCAGAGUACGGAGAUGCAAUAAAAAAUCUUAAUUGGAAUCUAUGUGAAAUUAAGGCCAAUGCAGAGUUAAAGGAAUUAGUCCAUAAAGAUGAUGACUUGAGGGGCGUGCGAGAUUUCCUAAUAACUGAGAUAUACUUACUUAUCGAACUCUGGUACAAACAGACGACAGACGCCAUGGAACGUCUCUAUGCUAACGAUAUUCAUACAUGGAUCGCAUUAAAAAAGCCAACCCUUAAAGAACUUAUCCGUGAUAAACCACGUGCAUACAUUAUAUUCCAUGCCAUUUCUUACUUGAAUGCAACAUCGGUAACCCAAAAAACAUACAAAUAUGAUAUUUUGGGUGUACUUAGAGACGCAUUCGGAUGGAAAGUCAAAGAGUUCGGUGAUGAACCAAAUAUAGGAAGUUUAGCAGAAACGUUUGAUACUAUGCAUCUGGAUGAUAAAGGAAAAGCUCCAGAUGAAAGCGCAGAUAAAUAUCUUCGGGACGCAUGUGAUGCUGAAGUUAUUAGAGUAAAUGAUGAGUUAUGGAUAUUAAAAGAUUAUGAAUUAAAAGACGGGAAAAAGUAUAAAAAACAAGUUAAUAUUGGAUGUAGGGUAACUAAUAUUAAUGAUGGCAAAUUAACCAUUGCUCUUAUUGAUCAUGAAGAAAAACAAAAUAUAAUUUCUUCGUUAAAUAAGCUUGAAGAGUGGUUGCUUGAUGAGUUUAAGUUAGAUAAAGAAUACAGACCUAAAGAUUAUCAUAAUUGCACCGCUAACAUUUUAAUUAAACGUGAAGGGAAAUUCCUAGGGAACAUUAGAGAAUGUAAGAAAUUAAAAAAUAACUAUAUGCCUCAAACUUAUAUCGAAAUUCCACCUAAAUAUUAA